AAAAAAAAAGAAAGAGAGGUAACAAAUGUUUACAUUGUGGGAUUCAAAAUGCCAGUUGAUCAAAUACAAUAUUCUGAAAAAUACAGUGAUGAUAAAUAUGAAUAUAGGCAUGUUAUUUUGCCACUUGAUUUAGCGAGGCAUGUUCCAAAAACUCAUCUUAUGUCAGAAACUGAAUGGAGAAAUUUGGGAGUUCAACAAAGUCCUGGUUGGGUCCAUUAUAUGAUGCAUGUGCCAGAACCUCAUGUGCUACUGUUUCGUAGACCAAGGACUGAUUGUUUAAUAACUACAAGACCCACAUCUUUUCAAAGGGAAUACUAAAGUGUACAUCAAGUUUAUUAUCUGUGUCUAAUAACUGAUAUAUUAUUUAGUGAAAUGUGUAUAUGAAACAUAAUGAUUUAAGGCAAAUUAGAAGAAUUUAUAGUUUGAAUGACACUAUUGUAGUGAUCGAUUGUUAUAAUCAUGUUCUUGUUACACUUAAUAUGAUAAUUGUUGCUUUGUAAGUUUUGAAGCACAAUGUUUAAAUGGAUAAAGUUCGUUCAUGUAUAACUAAUUAGUAUUUGAGAUCUAAUAAUCUUCUGCCAACAUUUUUUCAUCAAAUAUGUAUAAAUAUCUAAUUAUUUUAAUUUGUACAAUUUUGCGAAAUUUGUAACAAUGUUUUGCUAAUCAUUGUAUAAAACAAAACAAAUCUGUGUAAAUAUUAUUGAUUAAAAAUGAUACAAUAUCUUGGAAUUUGUAAUUUGUUUCAAAAAACUUAAUACAAUGUAAGUACGUGUCAUUACACACUGAUGUAAUCAAAUUAUUUUGAAAUUAUAAAAUUAAUAGCACAACAUAGUUACCAUCGGCAUGUAAUUAAUCAAGCUAAUUUAAUUCAAUAUAAGCGUAUGUUAAGCUCUGUAUACAUAUAGCUUACUUAUUUAGAUUAAGUUUAAUGUAUUUAUUAAUAUAGUGUACUAAUAAAAUACUUGUUACCAAAAUUAUAAUCCUUUAUAAUAAAU
Messenger RNA from Hylaeus anthracinus, 995 nucleotides. Its product is annotated as cyclin-dependent kinases regulatory subunit-like. Gene Ontology annotation, molecular function: histone binding; cyclin-dependent protein serine/threonine kinase activator activity; ubiquitin binding. Gene Ontology annotation, cellular component: cyclin-dependent protein kinase holoenzyme complex; SCF ubiquitin ligase complex. Lineage: Eukaryota; Metazoa; Arthropoda; Insecta; Hymenoptera; Colletidae. The transcript has 3 exons. Gene Ontology annotation, biological process: regulation of mitotic cell cycle. The record is from RefSeq and is a predicted model, not a curated record. Bases 49 to 318 code for a protein of 89 amino acids.